UGGGUCUUUGGGUUUUUUUUUUAAUUUUAUUUUAAUUAAUUUAUUUUUAUUUUGAUAAACCAAUUAGCAUGCAACACGUGUCAAAUAAAUAGUUUUAAAUUUUUUUUAACCCUUUCUUCAAGUAACAGGUAAUCCGGACCGAAGAAUGAAAACACACCUCAAAGUUGGGAUUAUUGCACAAUAUUCCAAAGUUGGGAUUAAUAAAAUAAAAUCGUGCAAAGUUGGGAUUAAUAAAUGCAAUUUUUCCUUUAUUUAAACGGUAAACUAUGAAGAGGCCCCCACCCUAUCAAAGGAAUGGGGGGCUGUCAGGAAUCGAACCCCCAUCCUCAUUCCCCAUGCAAAUUCAACUAAUAAGCCAGUAAGCUUAUGAUAUCAAUCUUCAAAAAAAAAAGAAAAAAGAAAAAAAAAAGACCUUAUGAUAUUAGUCUAAUCUAGUGUCAAACAUCAACACGUUGUUCAUAUAUUUUUGGCGUAAUCAGCACAUUUUAUGUUUUAUAUAUGAUGCUUGAUCUUUGCAAGUCACAACCGUCCAAAAGUCAAUUAAAUGGUUGAUUACGAAAUACGCAAUGAUUAUUCGAAGGAAGCUAGCUUAAAAUAAUACGUAAUGGUAGUAGUCAAAGUACUUAACGUAGUAAUUAAAAUUUAGUUUGAUCUUUAUUUCAUAUUUAGUAUAAAAUUGAGGCAGGGACAUUAUCUAAUUAAUUCCAUAUGAUUUCAUUAUUUAACUUCUUUGAUUUGAAAAUGGCAAGACGAUUAAGCAAUUCUUCUAUCCUCCUCCUGCCUAUUGCGUUUUUAUGGAUUCUUGUCACUGUAAAUUCUUCCCUUGAAAAUUGGCCAAAUCAUGGAGGUGACCUACAAAAUAUGAGAUAUGCCUCAAAAGAGACCAAGAUUAGUCCAAAAACUGUUCAAAAUAUGAAACUAAAGUGGAAAUUUGAGGCUCAAAAUGAUAUAACAGCAACACCAGCAAUAUAUAAUGGAAUUCUAUACUUUCCUAGUUGGGAUGGCUAUGUAUAUGCAGUUAAGGCUUCUAGUGGUUCCCUAGUGUGGAAGCAGUUCAUUCAAGGGCUCACUGGUAUCCCUUCGACGGGCUUAGUUGUUAAUGUGAAUGUGACCGUGGCUCGGGCAACGCCUACGGUGGCUCCGGACUUAGGUUUACUUAUUGUUGGCCUUUAUGGACCGUCUUGUGUGCUUGGUCUAAGAAUCAAUGAUGGUUCACUGGUUUGGAUGACUAAAUUGGAUGCUCAUAAUGAUAGUCUUAUUACCAUGUCUGGGACAUAUUACAACAGGGCCUUCUACGUGGGAGUAUCAUCACUAGAAGAAGAAAGAAGCAUAGAAGAAUGUUGUCAUUUUCGUGGUAGCUUUGUGAAAAUAGACGCUAAAACUGGUGUAAUACUCUGGAAAACGUACAUGUUGCCUAACAACAAUGGACAACGAGGGGAGUAUGCUGGGGCAGCAAUUUGGGGAAGUAGUCCACCCAUCGACGCACCAAGGAAACUUGUGUACAUAGCCACCGGGAACCUCUACUCCGCCCCUCAACGAAUUAGAGAUUGCUCGGAAAGGGAAAACAACCAAACAUUCCCUACAAACACGACGUCGUGUGUAGAGCCUGAAAAUCACUCUAAUUCAUUUUUGGCCUUGGAAUUAGACACAGGAAACAUAAAAUGGUAUCAUCAAAUAGGUGGAUAUGAUGUUUGGUUCUUUGCUUGCCAUAAUAUCUCGAGUAGUCCUGAUUGUCCUCCAGGGCCUAACCCUGAUGCUGAUUUUGCUGAGGCACCAAUGUUACUUACUGUUAAUAUUAACUCUACUAGGAGGGAUAUUGCAGUUGCUACUCAAAAAAGCGGCUUCACUUGGGCUCUCGAUAGGGAUACUGGAGACCUUGUUUGGAGUACGGAAGCUGGACCAGGAGGUUUGGGAGGAGGUGGUAUUUGGGGAUCAGCGACGGAUGGAAAAAGAGUAUACACCAACAUAGCCAACACCGAUCAACAGAAUUUCGUCCUUAGACCUUCUAACAAAAACACUACUGCAGGUGGAUGGGUGGCAAUGGAAGCUCCAACUGGUAAGGUGUUAUGGUCUUUAGGGAACCCUAGCAAUGCCUCCGCACAAGGCCCUGUUACGGUGGCUAAUGGGGUUGUUUUCGCGGGAUCAACCAAUAAUGUAACAGGACCUAUUUAUGCCAUUGAUGCAAAGGUUGGUAAUAUUUUAUGGUCAUAUGAUACUGGAGCUACAAUUUAUGGGGGUGUAUCAGUGAGUGAUGGGUGCAUUUACUUUGGUCAUGGAUAUAAAGUAGGGUUAGGGUACUUUAAUCCUGCUUUUAGCACAGGAAAAUCAUUGUUUUGUUUUUGUGUGGACAAAGAUUAAUAUAAUUCAAAGUUGGACUUACAUUGUAAAACAUUGUCAUGUAAUAAUAUCAACAUAAUAUAAAGCAUACAACUAACAAAUGGAUGUUGCUAUAAUAAUAGUCAUAUAUGUUGCUCUGUUGCCUCUGUAUGUACGUACACAAUACAUGGAUUAUCUUGCCAUACCUGCUUAUUGAUAGCAUCAGGAAUAACAUGACAUGUACACAACAGUACAAUAAGCUCAGAUUGUUUACUAAUUUAAUUUAACUUCCAACUUAGAUGAGAUCAACCCCGUUUUCCAAGUAUAACUGUUCCUAGUGUUUGCUGCUUGUGUAGAUUUAUAAGUUGAACCGUUGAAUUCCAUAGUGGCUCGAUAACUCUUACAGAGGAAGCAUUGCUAAGCCCAAACAAAAUUAUAUGUAUACAUUUUAAAAAAAAAAAAUAACCAAAAAAAACUUAGAAGCCAAUACCUGUGCAGAUGUGCAAUAAUGUGCUUAGCAAAGCUUAAUACUUAGAAUAACUUGACAUUUUUCUGCUGUAUAUACCUAACUUCUUCACCUGCAAUUUAGUUUCCACAAGGAAGUAGACUGAACAGUUUUCUUAAGAUGUGUUGUAUCAAGGUCAUAUAUUAUUCGUAGAACCUUCUUUUAAUAUCCGUUGACUAUUCUACAUUGUAUUUAGACCAUUUUUAUUGGUGAGACUCAACUUUGAGUAUUGAAAUACAAAAUGAGUUGUUGUUUUUUACCUCCAAUGGUGAUACCCAAUUCACUUCUCAAAUUAGCAACUCAUGUGAAGUCUAAUUUUCCAAUGGUAAGACUCUCUAAAGUAUACUAAUGUCACUUUCAA
Molecule: messenger RNA, 3182 nt
Organism: Chenopodium quinoa (quinoa)
Lineage: Eukaryota; Viridiplantae; Streptophyta; Magnoliopsida; Caryophyllales; Amaranthaceae
Product: polyvinylalcohol dehydrogenase-like
Exons: 4
Coding region: 709-2358 (549 amino acids)
Source: RefSeq, a predicted model, not a curated record